Myodes glareolus (Bank vole) is the source of this 1378-nucleotide messenger RNA. RefSeq lists its product as uncharacterized. The record is from RefSeq and is a predicted model, not a curated record. Lineage: Eukaryota; Metazoa; Chordata; Mammalia; Rodentia; Cricetidae. Gene Ontology annotation, molecular function: RNA polymerase II cis-regulatory region sequence-specific DNA binding; DNA-binding transcription factor activity. Gene Ontology annotation, biological process: regulation of transcription by RNA polymerase II.
AUGGUCCUUCAGGAUGCCAACAUAGUUGCAUUUUACUCAAACCUUCUUUACUCGCAGGCUCCAGUAAAUACAAAGACAUCGACUAACUACGAAGAGGGUUCUGUGACCUUUAAGGACAUGGCUAUCUACUUCUCGAAGGAGGAAUGGACACUGCUUGAUGACUCUCAGAGGCAUCUGUACCACCACGUGAUGAUGGAGGUCUUUGUUCUCAUGUCCUCACUGGGACUCCUACCUUCUGGAACCCGUGAAAUCACUCGGCUGGAGUCUUCAGGAGAUUUUUUCAUCCCUGCACUGAGAUUCCUGACUCCAAGAGUCGAGGUUGAAAAGAUACCUUGUGAGCAGAACAUUCCCAUGGAAGGAGGGCUUAAUGUGACCACGCCCCAACAGCAAGAGCAGAGCCUUGCGGAGGGAUCCUUGUGCCGAGCAGAAAGCAGGAGUCAAGUUGGGAAGAGCAAGAAAGGUGACCUUUCAGAGAAGAGUUUACAAAGCACAGACGACAUGAGGGACCUCCAGACUCCCUCUGGGCCUCUUGGGCAUCAUGUAACUCACAGUAGUGAGGAGCCACCCAGGAGCACUGAGAGAAGGAAGGCCAUUCGCAGUAAGAAGAGGAACUUCAAAUGCUGUGACUGUGGCAAAUCCUUCAGUUGUAAGUCUCUGUUUAUUCGACACCAGAGGAUACACACCGGAGAAAAGCCUUUUAAGUGUGGGGAAUGUGAGAAAUCCUUCAUCCAAAAGGCUGACCUGAAUCAACAUGUCAAAGUUCACACUGGAGAGAAGCCUUUCAGAUGCAGUGAAUGUGGGAAAGAUUUCAAACAUAACCGCUCCCUUGUUGGACAUCAAAGACUUCACACUGGAGAAAGACCUUAUAAAUGCAGCCAGUGUGGGGAAUCAUACAUGAACAAAUCCAGCCUCAUCCGGCAUAAUCGAGUUCAUACUGGAGAAAAGCCUUACAAGUGCAGCGAGUGUGGGAAAUUGUUUAAGGAGAGAUCCAGCCUUGUUUACCAUGCACGUGUGCACACUGGAGAAAGGCCUUUUGAGUGCAGCGAAUGUCGGAAGUGUUUUAAAAAGAACUCACACCUCGUCAAACACCGAAAAGUUCACAGUAGAGGGAAACUUUUUAAGUGUAACGUGUGUGGGAGAUCCUUUACUGUGAGGUGCAGCCUCAUUAAACACCAGAGAUUCCACACUGCAACAAAGCAUCAUGAGUGCAAGGAAUGUGGUAAAGUGUUCUGCUACAGGACUGGACUUUCUAGACACCGUAAGACUCACGCUGAAUAGAAGCAUUGAAUACAGGGAUCAUGGGAAAUCAUUUUCAUUGUCUACUGUCCGUGCACAAGAGAAUGUUCACUGGACACAAGUCAAGAAUGCUUCAAAUGUG